AUGGAGAAAAUUUUACACAGAUCCGACGUUGACAAGUGCCCGAUGGUGUCCAGAUUGGUUAUACUCCAUGAAGAAGCAGAAGAUGGCAACGCUAUGCCCGAUCUGGCACGGCCAGUGCAGGCCGUGUCCCUCGCCGUUAACAACCUUGUUAAGGUCGGUCAUGAAACUAUCGAGUCCUCCGAUGAUGCCAUUCUUAAGCACGACAUGCCAAGCGCACUACACCGCGUCGAGACAGCGGCUACUCUCUUGCAGCAGGCCUCGGAUAUGCUGCGCGCCGACCCGUACUCUGGCCCCGCUAGGAAAAAGCUGAUAGAAGGCUCACGCGGCAUCCUGCAAGGAACUUCAGCUCUGCUGCUCUGCUUCGAUGAAUCAGAAGUCCGGAAGAUUGUCAAAGAAUGCAAAAAGGUGCUGGACUACUUGGGCGUGGCCGAGGUCAUCGACACCAUGGAGGACCUUGUGCAGUUCCUCAGAGACAUCUCACCAGCUCUAUCUCGUGCAGCGAGGGAGGUGGCAGCACGAGCGUCGGAGUUGACGCACCCACCCCACGCGGAGACCCUGACGCGAUGUCUGGAGAGCGUCAAGCAACUGGCGCCGGUCCUCAUCUGCGCCAUGAAGAUGUACAUCCAUAUCCUCACUGAAGGCAGCAAAGGCAUGGAAGAAGCAGCGGAGAAUCGCAAUUACCUCGCUCAACGCAUGGCAGACGAAAUACACGAGAUCAUACGAGUGUUACAACUGACUUCUUACGUGGAAGAUGGCGGGGAGAAGGACAACAUUGCUGUAUUGAAGGCUUUGCAGGCGCAAAUACAUGGCAAGAUCGCUACUGCACACGAGUUUCUUAACGACCCGGCGGCGCUGCGCAACAGCCUGGGCGAGCGCGCGCUGCGCUCCGUGCUGACGUCCGCGCAGCGCGCCGCCGAGCACGUGGCGCCCGCGCUGGCCGACGCCUUGCGCCGCUCCGUCAGAUCGGGCGGCAUCAACGCCGACCAGCUGUGCGACGAGCGGCAGUUCGGGCGCGGCCGCGACAACCGCGCCCUCAACCUGGCCAACGACCUGCGCCAGCAGCUCAACGAGCUCGACUCCAUCGUCAACGAGGGCGUCAGGGCCGCCGAGAAGCAGGGCGGCAGGACUAUGCAAGCCAGAUUAGAGACAGCUCACAAAUGGUUGCUGCACCCGGCGGCUGAUCCACAGACAAGGAUCGAGGGUCAAAAGGCCAUCAACAGCAUCGUCUCUCAAGGGCAAAGAAUCGUUGACGGCCUCCAAGGCCGCGAGAAGGCAGAGAUCCUGCAGCUGUGCUCCGAGGUACAACGGCUGUCGGACAAGCUCGCCGAUUUGUGCAUGCAGGGCAAGGGAGACUCUGAGGAGGCGCGGGCCAUAACUAGGGAGCUGACGGACAAGCUGCACGAGCUGAAGCGCGCCAUGGAGCGCGCCGUCGUCAACCGCGUGGUGGAGGACUUCAUCGACGUGGCCGCGCCGCUGCGCCACUUCGCCGACGCCGUCAACGCGCCCGAAGGCACUCCGAACCGCGAGCCGAACUUCCACGACAAGGCCGCGGCCCUGGCUGCGUUCAGCCACAAGGCGGCCAGCGCGGCCAACAUGGUUGCCGUGGGAGUGGGCCACAACAAACGCUUGGCCGAUCAGCUCAUUCACAAUGCGCAGCAGGUGGAGAGGCUGUCGCCUCAGCUUAUUGCAGCUGGCAAGAUUCGCUUGCACUAUCCGGAGAGCAAGGUGGCGGAAGAGCAUUUCAACAACCUGAAGGACCAAUACGCGGACGCCGUUUUGCGCGUGCGCGACUUGUGCGACCAGGCCGUUGAUCCGUUGGACUUUGUUCGCACUGCUGGUGAAUUGAUGCAGAAGCACACCUACUUAUGCGAAGAUGCUAUUCGUAAUAACGAUUCACAGAAGAUGGUCGACAAUACAUCGGCGAUUGCUAGGCUGGCCAACCGCGUGCUGCUGGUGGGCGGCGCCGAGCGCGACAACUCGGAGGACGCGGAGUUCGCGCGCGCGCUGGCGGCCGCGCACCAGCGCCUGCAGGCCGCCAUCGCGCCCGCCGUGCGGCUGGCCAAGGCCGUGGCGCUGCAGCAGCGCGCGCAGGUGCCGCCCUGGCGCGCCGCCAACGCCGAGAUCAUAAGUGCAGCAGGCGACGUAGAGGCUGCCCUGGGCAGACACUACGCCCCUCCUCCGCCUCCUCCCGCGCUGCCAGAGGCGCUCAGCAAGAUGCACCUGCUGGAGACCCACGCCCCUCCGCGGCCCCCACCGCCUUCCACCGGCGCUGCCCCUCCACGUCCGCCGCCUCCCGCGGACACGGAUGACGAAGGCGAGGACAUCUUUAGACGGCAGCCGCAUCCCAGUCAGCCAAUCUUGGUAAGUCAGCACUGCAGCAAGCGAGAGCUCAUCACGACGGCCAAGGCUAUCGCCGAGGCGUCGGAGGAGGUCACUCGGCUCGCAAAGAAGUUGGCUAUGGAGUGCACCGACAAGAGAAUCCGGACUAACCUGCUGCAAGUCUGCGAGAGGAUCCCGACCAUCGGCACUCAGCUCAAGAUUCUGUCAACCGUCAAGGCCACCAUGCUGGGUGCACAAGUCGGCAUGGCGGAUUACAAAGACAGAGCAGGAGCAGACCUCGUCGUACUACAUGACGAUCUAGAGAACGCUGCACUACCAGGUCACCCCAAGUACGGCAUCAGGAGCGAAGACGCGAACGUGCAGUCCAACCAUCACAUCGAAGCCGGCCACCAGUUGGGAGGCACAGGAAGGCUUCAGAAUACACACUGGGAGGAUAGGGGUGCUCCUACUACCGCGGACAUCAAGGCGCGAGGCUCCGCCCAAGCUGGGCACUCAUCGCGCGUGCAAUGCGCGGUGUCCGCGGCUGCUUCGCAAUGGUGGCAUGCUGCUGACGGCUCCCUACCUAGCACUUCGCACAGGAACUUGCCUAAGCAUCCGUGCCCAUUGAAGAGCUUGCGCAAAUUUGUCUUCGUGCUAUCGUCAUUCGCGCAUAUGAACCAUCGCGCUUUCAAACCUUCGCGCAACUGA
Molecule: messenger RNA, 3027 nt
Organism: Hyposmocoma kahamanoa
Lineage: Eukaryota; Metazoa; Arthropoda; Insecta; Lepidoptera; Cosmopterigidae
Gene: Vinc
Product: vinculin-like
Exons: 24
Coding region: 1-3027 (1008 amino acids)
Biological process (GO): cell adhesion
Molecular function (GO): actin filament binding
Source: RefSeq, a predicted model, not a curated record